AUGGGGCCCUUCUUCUUCAACGUUUAUGAAGCAGAUAUAGCAGUUUCCACCUACGCAUAUAUCUUGAUGUUUGCAGACGACCUUAAACUGGUUAGAGUUAUCAAGAGCUUUGAAGACUGCCUCUCCCUUCAGAGUGAUCUCAUUGAGCAGGAACGUUGGUGCACCUUUAACUCAAUGGUUAUCAACAUGAAGAAAUGCAACGUCAUUACCUUCACAAGGAGCAAGAACCCGAUCUUUUUUAGUUAUUCCCUCUUAGAUCUACACAAUAUACAAAGAGUUACUUAUGUCAGAGAUCUCGGAGUAACACUAACGCAAACUCUUUCUUCGGACAUGCAUGUUCUGGAUAAUUUUGUUAGAGCCAACCGUCUCUUGGGAUAUAUACUGAGAUCAACUAGAAGCCAAACCAGCCAAAAAGCUCUUAAACUGUUGUAUUGUGCCCUGGUCAGACAGGUCCUGGAAUUCUCAGGAGGCAUCUGGUCUCCUUAUCACAUUGGUUUAAUCUCAGACUUACAAAAAAUCCAAGAUAAAUUUGUCAGAGUGGUGGGAGUGCGUCAGGGUAUGAAUUAUCGUGAGGUCCCAGUCAAUUUAAUGUCGAAGGAGCUCCAACUAUCUCCACUAGUGGUCCGCCGGAAGCUGCAAGAUGCGCUUUUCCUCUUCAAGUUGAUCAAUGGUGUAAUUAAAUGUCCUGAAUUGCUCCAGAAGAUUAAUUUUCGUGUGCCAUCCAGUACAAGAUCUCAAGAGCUGUUCUGGAGAAACCACCAUCCUACCUCCUACGACUGGAACUGCUCCUUGGUCCGGAUCCAGAGAUUCGGCUGCGCUAUCUUCAGCUCGGUAGAUUUCUUCAACUCUUCUCUCCCAGCAUUUAGGAAGAAAGUUAUGAAAAUCCUCAGUGAAGAGUAG
Molecule: messenger RNA, 900 nt
Organism: Homalodisca vitripennis (glassy-winged sharpshooter)
Lineage: Eukaryota; Metazoa; Arthropoda; Insecta; Hemiptera; Cicadellidae
Exons: 1
Coding region: 1-900 (299 amino acids)
Source: RefSeq, a predicted model, not a curated record